CCCUAAUUCUAUCAUCUUUCAUCUAAAUUACAUUUUCUCCCGAAUUCAAACCCUAGUUUUUUUUUCAAUUCUUCAUCUACUAUUAAAGUAGGAUUCCAUUAUGCAACAAUCAUAAAAACAACAAGAACAAUCGAAAAAUCCUGUACAUUCGAAUGCAACAAUUGAAAAAACAACAAGAACAAUAGAAAAUACAUAGCAAAUCGAUUUGGUAAAUAUUAGAAUGCAACAACAAUCAGCCUAUGGUUUAUUCAAAUGCAAAUUUGCACAGAAAUUCGAGUCAAUUUUCAUCUGUUCAUUUUCGAAUGCAAAUACAUCAUGUCCAGAAUUUAUUUUUUUUAAUGUUUUUUUAAUUUUUUUUAAUUUGUUUCUUAGCCGGAACAAAAGAACGGCCAAAAAAAGAGAUGCCUUGGUGCCGUAAUCCGUUGCCAAAUAUUCUUCGAUUAUUCUUCGUUUUAUCAUCUUCACGCUUUUCGAUGUUACAUUACCACAUAAAUCAUUUGUUUUUUUUUCUUGAAUUCAUGAUUUAUUAGUUCAUGAACCGACGAUUAUCUGAAUUUCUUCUCUAUUUCAUUCUACCUCGUGUUUCCAUUUUAGGUGGAUUUGUUCGAUAAUGGAUCGUCUGAGUUCACCUGCGCGUCUUAUGAUAGUUUCGGAUCUUGAUCAUACAAUGGUUGAUCAUCAUGAUCCGGAGAAUAUAUCUCUUUUGAGAUUCAAUGCUUUGUGGGAGUCCAAUUACAGGCAUGAUUCAUUGCUGGUGUUUUCAACUGGAAGAUCUCCAACUCUUUACAAGGAGUUGAGGAAAGAGAAGCCAAUGUUGACUCCAGAUAUCACUAUUAUGUCAGUGGGUACUGAGAUUACUUAUGGUAAAUCCAUGGUGCCUGAUCAUGGUUGGGUUGAUGUUCUGAAUCUGAAAUGGGAUAGGAAUGUAGUUAUUGAAGAGGCUAGCAAGUUUUCUGAGCUUAAACCUCAGUCUGAGACAGAGCAACGGGCACACAAAAUUAGCUUUUAUGUUGAUAAAGAGAAAGCACAACAAGUGAUGAAGGUUCUUUCUGAGACAUUGGAAAACCGUGGGUUGGAUGUGAAGAUUAUUUACAGUGGAGGAAUUGAUUUGGAUGUAUUGCCACAAGGUGCUGGUAAAGGACAAGCCCUUGCAUAUUUGCUUAAGAAGUUCAAGUCUGAAGGAAAACCACCCACCAAUACCCUUGUGUGCGGUGAUUCAGGAAAUGAUGCUGAGCUCUUCAGUAUUCCAGAAGUUCAUGGAGUCAUGGUCAGCAAUGCUCAAGAAGAAUUGCUGCAAUGGCACGCACAAAAUGCAAAAGGUAACCCCAAGAUUAUCCAUGCAACUGAAAGAUGUGCUGCUGGUAUAAUACAGGCAAUUAAUCACUUCAGCCUUGGUCCAAGUAUCUCUCCGAGGGACGCCAUGGAUUUCACAGAAUGUCAGCUAGAGAAUGUGAACCCUGGUCAUGAAAUCGUCAAAUUUUACUUGUUCUAUGAGAGAUGGAGACGUGGUGAAGUGGAAAACUCUGAGUCAUACUAUGCAAGCCUCAAAUCAGUGUGUCAUCCUUCAGGGGUUUUUAUCCAUCCUUCUGGCGAGGAGCUCUCUCUUCAUGAAAGUAUAGAUAAACUCAAAAAAUGCUAUGGAGAUCGUCAUGGGACAAAGUACCGGGUAUGGGUUGAUCGCCUGUUGCCAACCAGAAUAAGUGUUGACGCAUGGCUGGUGAGGUUUGAUAAGUGGGAAUCAUCUGGUGAAGAGUGCCAGUGUUGUAUAGUUACAACUCUUUUGAGAUCCAAGGCAGCCAACUCCCUAGCCGACCUAUUAUGGGAACAUGUGCAUCAAACGUGGUUGGAUGGAUAUGCUGCUAAAGAUAAUAACUCAUGGAUGUUGUAAGUUUCCAUCCAAGAGCUGGUGAUUUAUUCCUUCGAAUAUAACCCAUUUGCUAUUGCUUCAUAAUGAAUCUCAUACUGUAGUGUAUGAUGGAUGUACUGUAAUUAUCGUCUUCAUAAAAUGUAAUUAUCGUCUUCAUUAAAAGAAAAACGUCUAAAAUGCUCAUACAAUUUUUUUUUCUUUUCUUAAUAAAACUGUUGACAAUGCUUGCAUAAUCAUGUCGAGAUUUUAAAAUUGUCAAAAACUUUGAUAUAUUCUUUUUUUAAA
Messenger RNA from Amaranthus tricolor (Joseph's coat), 2152 nucleotides. Its product is annotated as probable sucrose-phosphatase 2. The record is from RefSeq and is a predicted model, not a curated record. Gene Ontology annotation, molecular function: magnesium ion binding; sucrose-phosphate phosphatase activity. Gene Ontology annotation, biological process: sucrose biosynthetic process. The transcript has 9 exons. Lineage: Eukaryota; Viridiplantae; Streptophyta; Magnoliopsida; Caryophyllales; Amaranthaceae. Bases 611 to 1888 code for a protein of 425 amino acids.